GGGUUCUUGAUCUCAGGCUGUCCAGUGGUGAUUCCUGAUUCCCACCUUUCUGAUCAUAUAAGAUACUCUUCUGACUCUCUUCCCAGCUGCACCGCUGAGGUGCAAGUUAAAUCACAUCAGGAAACCUGAUGAAGAAGGAGGCUCUUCACCAACUGGGCAUCACCACGCCACUGCUGAUGUCAUAGGAUGCAGCUGACACUAUGGGCAGUCCCAAGGAUUGCUUUGAAGAUGCUGGGGAAUUCUCUGGAUAAAGAUCUAUGCUGCGUCUGUCAGCUGGAAGACCCAGAGGAAGGCCAAGGCUCAGGUGCCCACAUGAUCAGCACCGCCAGUGUACCUGCUGAUCAGCCAGUGCGCAUCGCCUUCAGCCUCGAUCAUGCAUCAGAUGAUACACCUCCUGAAGACGACACUCCUUUGGUCUUUCCAGAGUUAGACCAGCAGCUCCAGCCUCUGCCACCUUGUCAUGACUCCAUGGAAUCCAUGCAGGUGUUCAAACAGCACUGCCAAAUAGCAGAAGAAUACCGGGAGGUUAAAAAGGAAAUCGCCCUGCUUGAGGAAAGAAAAAAGGAGCUCAUUGCCAAGCUGGAUCAGGCGGAAAAGGAGAAGCUGGAUGCCGCUCAGCUGGCGCGGGAAUUCGAGGCUCUGACGGAGGAGAAUCGGACGUUGAAGCUGGCCCAGUCCCAAUGCGUAGAACAACUGGAGAAGCUUAGAAUACAGUAUCAGAAGAGACAGGGCUCGUCCUAACUUGAAGUUAUUCAAUGUGAGCCUAAGAGGUUGGCGACUGCUGUGCGCUGGCCGAAAGAUUUUUAUUUUAAAGGGAUAGUGAGUAAAAUCUAUUGCUUCCCCUCAUUAUCCACACGGCAAACGUCUAUACUAAUGAGUUUAAUGCUUGCCAGAUCUAGUUUGAGAGAAGGGAUCUUGUAUUUUAAAUCAGAUAGUUGAAGGGAACCUAUUAUCAGUACAAAUUUUCAGAGAUCUUAAUUUGUUUCUAAAGAUAUUUUUUUUUCUUAUUUAGCAAGAUACGAUCAUGCUGUACAUCAGGGUAGAAAAUGAUAGAAAUAGAGUAUUGACUUAUUCACGAACUAAGAGUCAUGGACAGAAUUAAGCCAUGAAACACACUAGUAAGAUGCUCACUGUUGUUUCACAUCUGCGUGUUUUUAAAUUUCACGCUGUUCACAUUUCAACGGUGCUCCAAUCUGAACCGUCAGAAACUUCUCUGCAUAUAUUUAUGUUCAGUAGAGUUAGGUUUCAUCCCUCAGUGAUUGGUUGUACUAAGAAUAAAUGGUUGCAUAUCAUAAAAGCUUUCUCAUGAAAAUAUUAGCAGAAAGCAUGUUUGUGCCAAAAGCACGUUUGCCAGUGCUAACUUGCUGUUGUAAUAAAAAAUUGAUAAGGUUGCAUUUUCUUUACGCCACGUUACCUCCUGGUAAACAUCACUGCCUUUGCUUGUGUGUGUUCUGGGGGAAAUAGAACAGUAUUGUUUGGACAUUACUUUGGUGAGUUCCCAUGAAAACAUCGGUAAAAUUCUAACUAUCACUCUGUUUUGAAUUUAAGAAGAUGUUUUGGCUCAUUGAUAACUAAUAAGAACAUAUAAGUAAAUUCAGGAUUAAAAUUAUUUUUUCCUUGUUCUAUCUAUCACCAUAUUGUCUCAAAUUGAUCUCUUUGUUUUAUGUCCAUUUCUAUUCCUGUAAUUUCU
Camelus dromedarius (Arabian camel) is the source of this 1690-nucleotide messenger RNA. It is a transcript of the gene MAP3K7CL, whose product is annotated as MAP3K7 C-terminal like. The transcript is spliced from 7 exons. Gene Ontology annotation, cellular component: nucleus; cytosol. The record is from RefSeq and is a predicted model, not a curated record. Bases 187 to 741 code for a protein of 184 amino acids. Lineage: Eukaryota; Metazoa; Chordata; Mammalia; Artiodactyla; Camelidae.